Seminavis robusta is the source of this 1361-nucleotide messenger RNA. NCBI's taxonomy places the organism in Eukaryota, Bacillariophyta, Bacillariophyceae, Naviculales, Naviculaceae. The record is from the annotation of a GenBank genome assembly.
CUCUGUGUGUUUUACCAAAUAAUUCGCCAAACUAGUCUUCAAACCUGAGCUUAAAAAACUGUAGUUUCACGAAACCUAUAAUGUAAACCUGAAAUUUAAAUCAGCUCACGGGUUGUGAAAUAGCGAGCGGGUUUCCGGACGUUGUUGUCUAAGAUUACAGUACCAAUACCGCACCCAAAGCCACAGCGGAAUCUUUAGAAUAGUGCGGUGUGUUUGCCACUGAAGCUCCAAACACCAAACACUCUCACAAUUCCUGCCACCAAAAACAGUUGAAGAGUUAAAACCAAAGAAGAAUCUAUUUACUUUCUCCACCAUGUCAAAAAUCAGCCAAGUCUUCAAUGUCGUGUUGGUGCUUCUGUGCCUUCUACUGAAUGUUUCCGCCCAGGUGCGUGGCGCCAAAGGAGCCAAUCCUCAUCCAAGCAACGCUCUGCCCGUGAAAUCGAAUUCCGACGCUGCCCCAUAUACCGAUGCCCUCAACGCCCAGCAGAACGCGGCUCGCGAUCUCAGAACCAUUUGCAGAAAAGGAAAGAGCUGCUAAAGUACAUCCAAGCAGGUCCAGCAGCUGCAGAAGUUGGAACCAGACAAUGAGCAGAAUGGUGCUCUACUCCACAACAUUGUAUACUACAUAUUAGGGGUACUUAAGUACAGUACUAGCAGCAUCAUAAUAUUUUAAGCCAAGAGUCAUAUCCUUCCCUUAUAGCUACCGGUAGUAGAAAGCAGAUCCUUCCCUUAUAGCUACCGGUAGUAGAAAGCAGAUCCCGGUGUUGGCCCCGGGAAUCUUCCGUACUUGGGCGGCUUCAUCAAGAAUUGCACUCUCACGAAGGAUGGAAUGAUCAUUUUAUUAAAAGACCACCAAUGCCGGGGAUCAAUGGCUCCUGAUCUGCUCCUGGAAUGAUUGCUUCGGUAGUGAGUUGCGCUGUUGACUAGAGCACGAACACUGCCAUGGCAAGGUUUGGGAACUUGAAACAUGUAUGUCUCCAUAGCACCAUGGAAUGAUUGCCCCAGUGCAUCCCACAAACUCGCCUUGUAACCAUUGCAAUUGCCUUCAAACAAAAUGAAAGGGAAGCCAGUACUUGUGGCAGCGUGGCAGCUGACACUUGCAACCUGCAGAAACGCAGAAACAAAGAAUUCACUUGCAGAUGUACCGGUUUCAACUACCCCAACGUUAGUGUUCCACCGAUGUGUGGGUGUCCUCCACGUCCUCACAGGAUCUGCUGCAGUGUAGAUUGUACGUACCAGUACUUCUAAAGCUUAUUGUCUGGAAAGUCCCGCAAAAGCUGAGUUUUUGGGAUACUCUUUAAUUAAACAGCUGAUUGUUGAAUAAAUCCAACAUGUGUUGAAAAAGUGUUGAUUAAAGUGUU